GUCAAAACAGUCACAAAAAUAAUAACAAAACUGAACAAAAGAAUUUUUCAUUUUGCAGUUUCAUUCUAAAUUUCGAAUUAAAAAUCGAGGUUGGUUGUGCAGCUUCCCAGUGCACUCUGUAGAAACAUUGAAAAACCGAUCAAAAUUUCAACACUAACUUUUUUGCACGAUAGCCACAAUUGAAGCUGAAACUCAAUUCCAUAUUGUAGUCAAUGUUAUCAGCUGAAGAAAACUAUUCGAACUAGCAAUCAUGGAUUACAUGCUAGACACGUAUGUAGGCUACGAUAUCGGAUCCGUCGAACCAGAUGACAUACCCAAAACUGAUGACGCAGUUUGGAUCCUGGGAAAGCAGUACAAUGCAAUUCAAGACUUAGAAACAGUGCGCCGGGAUGUACGGAGCCGAUUGUGGUGCACCUAUCGGCGAGGGUUUGUCCCCAUUGGUAGUUCACUGCUAACAACCGAUAAAGGAUGGGGUUGUAUGCUGCGCUGUGGUCAAAUGGUCCUGGCACAGGCACUCACUCAGCUACAUCUGGGGCGCGAUUGGUCCUGGACACCGGAAACAAAAGAUCCAACCUAUCUGAAAAUCGUUAAUCGCUUCGAGGACAACAAGCAGGCACCGUUUUCACUGCACCAAAUUGCACUGACUGGUGAAUCGUCGGAAGAGAAACGGGUGGGGGAAUGGUUUGGCCCGAAUACAGUGGCUCAAGUGCUGAAGAAGCUUGUCAAGUUCGACGACUGGAGCAGGCUAGUGAUCCAUGUUGCUCUAGAUAACACUCUCGCUACAGACGAAAUCAUGGAGCUUUGUGUUGACAAAUCCGAUCUGCCGAGUUGGAAACCUUUGCUACUAAUAAUACCGCUUAGAUUAGGGUUAAGCGAAGUCAAUCCAAUAUAUAUUGAGGGACUGAAAAAAAGUUUCGAGCUACCCGGGAACUGCGGAAUGAUCGGAGGGCGCCCUAAUCAAGCUCUAUACUUCAUCGGUUACGUUGGAGACGAGGCCCUAUAUUUAGAUCCUCACACUGUGCAGCGUAGUGGAAGCAUCGGUGCGAAAACCGAGCCAGAAGAGUUGGAAUUAGACGAAUCCUUCCAUCAGAAGUAUGCUCGACGGAUCAACUUUAAAUCGAUGGAUCCAUCGUUGGCCGUGUGCUUCCUCUGCGCGACAAAGGAAGAUUUCGACGAUCUAAUUCGAAGAUUCAACGAGGAACUCAACAGCGGAAGCUGCCAGGCAUUGUUCGAGGUAACCAAAGCGCGACAAGCUCCCUGGACACCCACAACUGCAUCGUCAACAUCCUCGCGAAAAAACAGCGAACCGAAUGAAGCAUUUAAUGAGAUCUCCGCGACAGAAAUUGUUAAUGAAGAAUUUGAGGAAGUCGAAACACGACAGCUAGACGAUUCAGAUGAGGAGUUCGAGAUCAUUGUGUAACGGACAAUUCGGUUCCAGACAACCAAAGGGAACCCUUGCCUAUACGUGUAUAGGUGUUUGCUGCUUCCGCGCGUACGUGGAACAUUUGUAUGACAUGUCUUGUACAAUAUUGUGUUAUGCAAUUCUUAAGAAUCUGAAGAUCCCGCAUCAUCACAGAAAAUAAUAUGCUAAAGUGCUUUACAGAAACAAAUCAACUCAGCUCGUCGUUAGUUUUCACCAUAAAUUCGAGUUUUUAGUAGGUGUCAUUAAAUAUACAUUUUCUCAAUACAUUUCACGCUACGAGAAAGGGCAAUAUGAAAUAGUUGGACAAGGUUGAAUGUGUGUGGAAUAACAGUUUUUAUGAUGAUGAUGAUAACAAAAAGAGAAUAAUUGAUGCGCAACUUUUUUUUUCGUUGACCCACUUUCUACGACUGGAUUUACCACACAAAUUAAUCUUUCAUAAAUUAGUAAAUAUUUUAAAAAAAAAUUAUUUUAUCUAAUUGCUAAUUUGUAUCAAAAUAGUCUGGAAAGAAAUAUAAGUGUGAAAAUGAAGAUAUUGCACCUUGAAUACAGUUUCAUCUUGUUCCGGAUCAAUACAGAGUAAUC
Molecule: messenger RNA, 2005 nt
Organism: Malaya genurostris
Lineage: Eukaryota; Metazoa; Arthropoda; Insecta; Diptera; Culicidae
Gene: Atg4a
Product: cysteine protease ATG4B
Exons: 5
Coding region: 251-1420 (389 amino acids)
Molecular function (GO): protein-phosphatidylethanolamide deconjugating activity
Source: RefSeq, a predicted model, not a curated record